Molecule: messenger RNA, 1500 nt
Organism: Pipistrellus kuhlii (Kuhl's pipistrelle)
Lineage: Eukaryota; Metazoa; Chordata; Mammalia; Chiroptera; Vespertilionidae
Gene: PDGFRL
Product: platelet derived growth factor receptor like
Exons: 6
Coding region: 85-1215 (376 amino acids)
Source: RefSeq, a predicted model, not a curated record
CCCCGGCGCCCGCCCCGCCCGCCCCGCCCGCCCCGCGCUGCGCCCGGACCCGCGCCCGCGCCUCCGCCGGCCCCUGCGCCGAAGAUGAAGGUGUGGCUGCUGCUGGCGCUCCUGCUGGUGCUCCAGGCGCUGGAGGAUGUUGCCGGCCAACACCCUCCCAAGAACAAGCGUCCGAAGGAGCCAGGAGAGAACAGAAUCAAGCCCGCCAACAAGAAGGUGAAGCCCAAGAUCCCCAAGACGAAGGACAGGGACUCGGCCGAUGACCCGGCGCCCAAGAACCAGUCUAUCAUGGUGCAGAUGACGGAGAAGGGGCGCUUCCAGAAGCCGGCCGCCACCCUGAGCCUGGCGGCGGGGCAGACCCUGGAGCUGCGGUGUAAGGGGAGUAAGAUCGGAUGGAGCUACCCCGCCUACCUGGACACCUUCAAGGACUCCCGCCUCAGUGUGAAGCAGCACGAGCGCUAUGGCCAGCUGACCCUGGUCAACUCCACCGCGGCCGACACGGGCGAGUUCAGCUGCUGGGGGCAGCUCUGCACCGGCUACGUCUGCACGAAGGACGAGACCCGAACCGGCUCCACCUACAUCUUUUUCACGGAGAAAGGAGAACUCUUUGUGCCUUCUCCCAGUUACUUUGAUGUUGUCUACCUGAACCCGGACAGACAGGCCGUGGUUCCUUGUCGAGUGACCGUCCCGUCAGCCAAAGUCACGCUCCACAGGGAGUUCCCGGCCAAGGAAAUCCCGGCCAAUGGAACAGACAUCGUUUAUGACAUGAAGAGAGGCUUUGUGUACCUGCAGCCUCAUUCUGACCACCAGGGGGUGGUCUACUGCAAGGCGGAGGCUGGGGGCAAGUCGCAGAUCUCUGUCAAGUAUCAGCUCCUCUACGCAGAAGUUCCCAGCGGCCCUCCAUCCACAACCAUCCUGGCAUCUUCAAAUAGAGUGAACAGCGGGGACGACCUCAGUGUCCUCUGCACUGUCCUCGGGGAGCCUGACGUCGAGGUGGAGUUCAGGUGGAUCUACCCAGGCCAGAAGGACGAAAGGCCGGUGACCAUCCAGGACACCUGGAGGCUGAUCCACAGGGGCCUGGGCCACACCACCAGGAUCUCGCAGAGCGUCCUGACGGUGGAGGACUUGGAGACCAUCGACGCGGGCUAUUACAUCUGCACGGCCCAGAACCCCCAAGGACAGACCACAGUAGCCGCCGCCGUGGCGUUCUCCUGACUUGGAAAACCAAGUGCCAUGGACUGACGGGCAGCCCACGUGUGCACACCACCAGCGCCAAACCCCGGUCCCCGCCUUGUGAGUAAGACCCAGACAUCCACACACACAGGAAGUCGUCCGGUCCGAUAACAGACCUGUUCACUCCUCGGACAGAAAGCAUGUCUUUCGAUUGCUUACCUACUUGCGUACGGUAUAUGCACUUCUGGUUUUUACACUCAGAGGGCAUAUAUGUGAACAGCUUUAUGUAAUCGUCUCUAUUAAACGAGCAAGUUUUUGUAAAAUAAA